Molecule: messenger RNA, 3105 nt
Organism: Cyprinus carpio (common carp)
Lineage: Eukaryota; Metazoa; Chordata; Actinopteri; Cypriniformes; Cyprinidae
Product: protein disulfide-isomerase A3-like
Biological process (GO): protein folding; response to endoplasmic reticulum stress
Cellular component (GO): cell surface; endoplasmic reticulum
Molecular function (GO): protein disulfide isomerase activity
Source: RefSeq, a predicted model, not a curated record
AGUGACACGUUGUGUUUUCGUCCCGCCCCUCACACGAGCACACACACACACACAUCGGUGGAAACCGCCCGGUUAUGCGCGUUUGUUUACUUUAGUGUUGAUUUUUCUGCAAAUAGGAGAUUAUUCCAUCUCCUUGCCUUGAUGGACAGUGUUAUGUUGCGCGGGGUUUUGUGUGUGUUAGCUCUCUGUGUGUGGAGCUCGGCGGCGCGCGGACGCAGUGAUGUGCUCGAGCUCGAAGACGCAGACUUCGACUACAUCGCGCCCGAGCACGAGACCCUGCUGGUGAAGUUUUAUGCCCCAUGGUGUGGUCAUUGUAAGAAACUUGCUCCGGAGUUUGAAACUGCUGCUACACGACUGAAGGGAACAGUAACUUUAGCCAAGGUGGACUGCACUGCUAAUACAGAGACCUGCAAGCGCUAUGGGGUCACUGGAUACCCAACGCUCAAAAUAUUUCGGAACGGACAGGAAUCAUCUUCAUAUGACGGGCCACGCUCAGCUGAGGGAAUCGUGAACUAUAUGAAGAAACUGGCCGGGCCUGAUUCUGUGCCUCUGCAUAGUGAGCAUGACCUGGAGAACUUCAUCAACAACUUUGAUGCAAGCAUAGUUGGAUUUUUCUCAGGGGCUGACAGUUCUCAGCUCUCUGAGUUUCUUAAAGGAGCCGGUUUAAUGAGAGAGAGUUUCCGCUUUGCUCACACCACAGACCUAGAGCUCGGAAAGAAAUAUGACGUCAAAUAUGAGUCUGUGCUUCUGUUCCGCCCCCCCAGACUGAGCAGUAAGUUUGAGGAGAGUGUGGUUCACCACGCAGGACCCCUGUCCAUCACAGGCCUGCGCCGCUUCAUCAGAGACAACAUUUUGGGACUCUGUCCUCACCUGACCAAAGAGAAUAAGGAUUCACUGAGGAAGCGGGAUUUACUGACGGCCUACUAUGACUUGGAUUAUCUUCGCAAUCCCAAAGGCUCCAACUACUGGAGAAACAGAGUGCUGAAGGUGGCGUCUAAGUUCAGUUCUCAGGGCCUGUUGUUUUCUGUGGCGAACCGUAAUGACUUUCUGGAGGAGCUGGAGGAUGAGUUCGGUCUGGGCACAUCGGACUCAACUGAGCUGCCGUUUGUCACCAUCAGGACACGAACAGGAAACAAAUACACCAUGAGAGAGGAGUUCACACGAGAUGGCAGGUCUUUAGAGAAUUUUCUGGAAGACUAUUUUGCCGAGCGACUGAAGCGUUACGUCAAAUCAGAGCCUGUGCCGGCCAAAAACAAUGCAGCCGUCAAGGUGGUUGUGGCAGAUACGUUUGAGGAGAUCGUCAAUGACCCAGAGAAAGACGUGCUUAUUGAGUUUUAUGCUCCGUGGUGUGGCCACUGUAAAAAACUGGAGCCCAAAUAUACAGAGCUUGGAGAACAGUUAUACAGUGACCCCAGUAUUGUAAUCGCUAAGAUGGAUGCAACUGCCAAUGACGUCCCGCAGGGCUAUGACGUGCAAGGGUUUCCUACAAUAUACUUUGCCGCUGCUGGCCGGAAAGAUGAGCCAAAGCGAUAUGAGGGACCCCGUGAAGUGAAGGAUUUCAUCAACUUCCUGAAGCGUGAGGCGUCCAAACCGCUUGUUCUGAAUGGAGUCAAGGAAGAGCUGUAAACGUUAAAGGGGGAAAUUGCUGUAUGUUGCGAAGCGUUAUUCAGGAAGAGUGAAGAAUCCUGUAGGAUUCUGCUGCAGUUCAGCCAUACGUAUCACCAAAUCAAAUAAAUUGGCAGCAAUCAAUAACAUAAAACUAGGGUGACCAAAUGUGCCAUUUUCCCAGGACACGUCCUGGCCAGGAUUUCUAUAUUGCCUAAAAUAUCCAGGUUUUGGCUUUGGUUUCCCGUUUUCAUACUUAAUGAUCGUUUGACCAAUAACAUACAGACAUUGUACUUAAUCGACCAAUCAUGGUGCGUGAGAAGGUGGGAUCUACAGAGAACAGUCAAAGCGAUGCAAAUACGUGUACAUGUUAGUGUUUGACUUGAAGCAGCACUGAGCAUACCGAACGGUGUAUGACAUCACAGUACCGUGAGAGCGAUUCAAAAGCACAAGAAGCCAUCUGCUCUCUAGAGCUCUCACCGUACUUUGUCACAUAACAAUUGCCAAAACGUGGAUAUUUUAGGGGAAUAUAGAAAUCCUGGCUGGGACGUGUCCUGGGAAAAUGGCACAUUUGGUCACCCUAAUAUAACCAAUUGUAAUUAUACAGAGAUCCAGGGCCUCAUUUAUAAAAUGUUGUGCAGAAACAUCUUAAAUUUGAUCUUACGAUCCUCUCUCUAAUAUGCGUGCUCGUGAUUUAUAGAAUGAACGUACGCACAGAAAACACACAUAUGCCUCUCUUUCAGAUGUGAAAUCUAUGAAUCGCAAGUGAUCUUAAACUGAAUGGCUUCAGCUCUCUACAUUUCCAAACGUAGUACUUACGCAUACGCACACUCGAAGAUCAAAUCUGUGCAUACACACUUUAUUAAAGAGGCCCCCUAUAUUUAUAUUGUCCACAUGAUAGAAAAUAGUGCAGAUUGCUGCUUAUGUUGAAGAGUCCUGUUUUGUUGUUUAAUCAUUUUGUUCUUUGUUGCAUGAGCUUCAUUGAUGUGUUCGUUACUGUUUAUACUCAAUAUGUCCAUCUGUACAUUAUUUAUCAUUGUUUAACAUACAUUUACAAAAAUACCAAUAUCCAUGCCCUGUAUGGCUGGUAAUACUAAUCUGAUUUCAUGCAGUAGAUGCACAGUAAUUGGUUUCAAGCACAGUUUGUGGUGUAUCAGCAUAAGGAGCCAUUAUCAAUGUUUGCAAUUGUCAUUUCUUGCCAGAUUUGCUACUAAAAUGAUCAAAUGGAAAGGCAUUUUUUAACCCAAAGUCUGUUAUGACAUGGGUUGAACAAUUGGUUAUGUAAUGUUUAUUUAUUGACUAUUUAUAUUGCGUUUGGGUGUGAAAGGGAUGCAGUUUAUAUGGUGAACGUUGUCCUGUCACUAGCGUGUUUUUCUGUGUAUCUAUGCCUUAAGGUUUAGUAUGUAGGUAGUUUGAUUGACGUCUAACUGAAGCUAUGUUCAGCAAGAGAUACUCACUGAUGAGCAGAAAAUGCUGGUUUAUUAAAAUAAUUGAUUUUGG